AUGAAGCUGAGAAUAGAUUUGAGGAUUUCAUGCUUGAAUCCAGAAACAGAUGAUCCGGAAAUUCGUCGAAACACGUUAGAAGUAGGCAUUAAGCAAUACGUGUAUCAAGGUGCACACGACAGACAGGAGCUCAAGAAUUGUGAUCCGACUCGAGCCGAGGAGCUAAAUUCAUGUGUUAAUUCAUUGUCAAAUAAAGAAAUCGAGGCUUUUUUCGGCGAGCAAUACACUACCAUAGCGAUGCCAAUUCUGGUAAUCAUUUCAGACGAUGUUAUGAUGAGAUGCGUAUAUUUGCCUUUUGUUGUUGACUUUGCCACUCACGAGGAUUCGUGCGAGAGGCUCAUAGACGACGAUAAAUCACCUUUGACUGCGCCGCGACGCAUUAUUUUCAUUGCCGUUGCAGAUCGCUUGGAUUACUGGUUAUUGCUUAGUCUAAUCAAUUUGGGAAAUUGCUAUUUCGCAUGA
Acaulospora morrowiae is the source of this 462-nucleotide messenger RNA. The record is from the annotation of a GenBank genome assembly. Lineage: Eukaryota; Fungi; Glomeromycota; Glomeromycetes; Diversisporales; Acaulosporaceae.